CCGGCGCACGGUAAUCGCGUCUCCGAUACUAGCUCCAGAGAGUGGCUCCAUGUAGUGACGUCACGGGAUGUUGACAGCUGGGAACCGGGGAGCGGAAGAAUGAGCUGCACAAUAGAAAAGGUGCUGAUGGAUGCAAAGGCCCUGGUGGAGAGGCUGCGAGAUCACGACGGUGCCGCCGAGGCGCUCAUUGAGCAAACAAUGGUGCUGAAUAAGCGCGUGGAAGCCAUGAAGCAGUACCAGGAGGAGAUUCAGGAGCUGAACGAAGUAGCCAGGCAUCGGCCGCGAUCUACGCUGGUACUGGGUAUCCAGCAGGAGAACCGGCAAAUCAGGGAACUGCAGCAGGAGAAUAAGGAGUUGCGCACGUCCCUGGAGGAGCACCAGUCUGCUCUGGAGCUGAUCAUGAGUAAGUACCGCGAGCAGAUGUUUCGCUUGUUGAUGGCCAGCAAGAAGGACGACCCUGGGAUCGUCACGAAGCUGAAGGAGCAGCAUUCUAAGGACUUACAGCUUCACGUGGAGAAGAUCAGCGAGAUGACGGCGGUGAUGAGACGGGCUGUAGAGAUAGACGAGCAGCAGGGAAACGAAGAGUACGACCGGAUAGUAAAACUGGAGCAAGAGAACAAGCGCUUACGUGAAAUCCUUCAGAUAACACGAGAGUCUUUCGUGAAACUUCAGAGAGAUGAGACAUCAGAGAACCUGCCGGUGGCUGCGCUGAUCCACGGCGCUGAUCUGAGCCUCCGGAAAAGCUGAUGUGGAACGGCGCGUUUUGAGUCUGCGUCACUUUGAAAGGGUUGGAGUGUCAACAUCCAUUGCGAGAGGGGGACAGGAUCCUUAAACGCUCGCCCUCGCUUUGGCGUUAGAUGUGGAACUCUGGAAAACUGACUGCAAACACCACUGAAAACAAUCAACCAGACCUAAAAAAAACUAAUAGAUUUUUUACCCAGGAUUACUUGAAAUCUCCAAAGUUGUUAUGCGUGAAAAAUACAAAAAUACGAAGGCAUCGUGAAUAUUUUUACUGCGUAGAUGAAACUGUCCGGGUGUCUGCAGGACGUCGUUUUCCUUCAUUCCUCGAAAGUCUUCAGUUAUAUUUUAAGACUAUUUAAAAGGUGCAAACGUGUUUUCCUAGUUGGUGUAAAAUCCUUCGGUGCGCUCGGUCUGGUGAAAGCUGAAUUACUCUGAGUAUUAAGACAGCAUUUAUAAGCUCCUCGGGCAGGGGUAACAUUAAAAUGAUUUAUCUCA
Messenger RNA from Spea bombifrons (plains spadefoot toad), 1236 nucleotides. RefSeq names its product FGFR1 oncogene partner 2 (gene FGFR1OP2). Bases 100 to 747 code for a protein of 215 amino acids. Gene Ontology annotation, biological process: response to wounding. The record is from RefSeq and is a predicted model, not a curated record. The transcript has 6 exons. NCBI's taxonomy places the organism in Eukaryota, Metazoa, Chordata, Amphibia, Anura, Pelobatidae.